Molecule: messenger RNA, 771 nt
Organism: Acanthosepion pharaonis
Lineage: Eukaryota; Metazoa; Mollusca; Cephalopoda; Sepiida; Sepiidae
Source: the annotation of a GenBank genome assembly
AUGGUGACUAGCAGUUCAGUUUACUUAUCUAUCUAUCUAUCUAUCUAUCUAUCUAUCGAUCUAUCUAUCUCAUUCAGUUUAUCUAUCUAUCUUUCUUUUGGUUUAUGCCGAUCUAUCUAUCUCUCUAUGUCGAUUUUGUGGUAUCUAUCUAUCUAUCUAUCUAUCUAUCAGUUCAGUUUGCUCAUCUAUCUAUCUAUCUAUCUAUCUAUCUAUCUAAUUCAGUCUAUCUAUCUAUCUAUCUAUCUAUCUAUCUAUCUAUCUAUCUAUCUUUCUUUUGGUUUAUGCCGAUUUAUCUAUGUCGAUUUUGUGCUAUCUAUCUAUCUAUCUAUCUAUCUAUCUAUCUGUCAGUUCAGUUUACUCAUCUAUCUAUCUAUCUAUCUAUCUCAUUCAGUUUAUCUAUCUAUCUUUCUUUUUGUUUAUGCCGAUCUAUCUAUCUAUCUAUGUCGAUUUUGUGGUAUCUAUCUAUCUAUCUAUCUAUCUAUCUAUCUAUCUAUCUAUGUAUUUUUUUUUUUCUUUUUUACUGUUCUCUGGACUGUCAUAUCUAAAACUCCUCUCUCACGUGCCAAACGUUCAUAUCUAUCUAUCUAUCUAUCUAUCUAUCUAUCUAUCUAUCUAUCUAUCUAUCUAUCUCAUUCUGUUCAUAUCUAUCUAUCUAUCUAUCUAUCUAUCUAUCUAUCUAUCUAUCUAUCUCAGUCUAUUUAUAUCUAUCUAUCUAUCUAUCUAUCUAUCUAUCUAUCUAUCUAUCUCAGUCUGUCCAAAUCUAUGUGUUAA